Messenger RNA from Ciona intestinalis (vase tunicate), 5365 nucleotides. The record is from RefSeq and is a predicted model, not a curated record. Lineage: Eukaryota; Metazoa; Chordata; Ascidiacea; Phlebobranchia; Cionidae.
CUCAGACGUGCAAAGCAGCGUAUAUUUAAAUGAGCAGUUAAUACUUUAUUUAAAUGAAAAAUUGUGUACGCAAUCGUACGGACAAAAAUUGUGUAUACAAAACGUAUGGAUAAGUUUUGGGACGUUUUAAAAACGCCAUGAAUUCUUUAAACUGAUGAAAGUAACUACAAGGGAUUACUUAUAAAGUUGAUAAUAUAUGAGACAAAUGUUAUGGAAAACAAACCUACUAUAACUUAUUCAAUAUCCAAUUCCAGUAAUGAAGGAUCAUUCCUUACACUUUCAACUCGUUUGACAGAGUCUUUGUCAAAGUUGAAAGUAGAGUGGAAAAGAACAUACGGACGUAGCAGUCAUGAGUUAUAUCUUAAUGUUAAGAUAGUUCCGCUCACUUCUGCCUUGCUCGAACAAAACGACUUGGUCACUAGGCCGUACUUUCAUAUAUUUUGGACAGACUGCAAUGAUGUUGAUUUGUAUCGCUCCUCGAUUCGAGAAGAAAUAUCUUCAUGGAUCAACCUCCUAAGCAGUCAUAAAGCAUCUGAGUGGAUCAUUGUCAUAGUAACAAGCGAUGUGCUUUCUAGACUCACGAAAGCAAAACUUCAACUUCCACGAACCUCUAUUGCUGAUAAAGUAAAGGCAGAGUUUUGCCCGAAAAAUCCUGAAAGACUACAAGUUUUAUUUGACCCUAUGCGCGAGUCGGCAAAAAGUGCUGAAUCAUGGUCAGCGUUAGGGACAAAGGUAGCCACCACGACUGUGCGUUGUAUGGAGACCAUUGUUUCAAAAUAUGAGGAUAAGGUUCGCUCAGAACGGGAACGAAGAAACGAAAAAACCUGGGAUUUUUGUUCCUACUUUAUACUACAGGAGGAGCUAGCUUUCAUGUAUGAAAUGUUAGGCAUGUGUGGUAACGCACUUGUACAAUAUGAUGAACUAGAUGCAAUGUUUACACAAUAUGUGCUGAAUGCCAACGCUGGGGAGGUAGCCCAUUGGUUGAGCAAAUUCAGUGAACCUAUUACGAGAUGGCAUUCCUUGUUACUAUGGAAACGUGUGGACAACAAAGCUAGGGAAGCGAUUCUUGGAGGUCAUGCCUCCCUUAUUGAGAUUCGUAACUAUCUGUUUACUCGCUUAUGCCACCUACUGUUCAAAAUGGGCAAAGUACGAGAAGUCACGCAGCGAAUGCAUUAUUUUCUACAUUCUAUUGUGACAGAAGUGGAAAUUUUAGAGAUCAACGUCCCACCAGGAGCAUUAGCAUGUUGGAUAUUUAUGUGUUGUUUGGAGCUAGUUGAUGCUCUGAAAGCAAAAAGUCAACAUUCAGAGGAAAAUUCAACUAAAAAAUCAAACUCUGACAUGAGCCAGGAAAAACUGGUGUUGGAAAAUGCAGGAUUAUGGAACUUAGCUAGAUUAAAGCUCUACUACCUGGGACAGUUAUGCGGGUUACUGCCAGGUGUGGUAACAUCAUCAGAUCAUCUUCAUAUGGUGGUGGACUUGUUAGGGGGAAUGGGAGAUGCAGAGGAGAGGGACCAAGGACAUCAAUCACCAUCCCUGGUCCUUCGGGAAGCUCUGUCAUCAAAGAGCAACUUCAAGAAACAUUACUUUGAACUCUCAGAGCUCGCUAUGGGGACUUAUAAACACAUGGGGCGCUACAGAGCAGCACGGAGUAUUGGAAGCGAUCUCGCUGAAUUUUAUUUGUUGGAAGGGGAGCCAUACAAGGCUGAAGGUUAUUUCCUUGAAACAGUAAACAUGUACCAGAAAGAUGGUUGGAAUAGCUUAUGUGCACAGUCUAAUAUGAGAUUAGCUGAAUGCUACAAAAAAAUGAUGAAUAUUAAGAAAUACCUUAAACUGUGCUACUCAUUAAUGUGCGAUAAUGCAUUAAGUGAAAAAAAGAAGAAAUUUUAUUCAGAUGAAUACAGAUCAUUAUCUACUGAUCUGGGGGACAAAACUUUAUCUUUAAAUUUAUGGCCCCUUGCUACUGUUACAUCAAUCCAGUUCAUACCAGCUCAAACUAGUUUUCGAAUCCAAACCACACAGGAAAUAGAACUGAGUAUCAUAUCCCAUGCCCCGAAACCUAUACUGUUUCAGAAGUUAGAAGUAACGUUAGAGCAUUCCAAACGACAGUUAUGUGAGGAUAAUAUAAGUGUUACAUCAACUGCCUCAAAGGUUUCAUUUGACAAUGAACCAGAUGGAACUGGAUUUUUCUCGCCUAGUUCCAAAAAACCUCUCUCUCAACCAACCAGUGCCCCAGUUUCCCCCGAACUUCGUAGAACCCGGCACCGUCGCCACCCAUCUUCGAGCAGUAGCAGAGAUCUCAUGACUCAGCAGAUUGGAGAGAUUGAUGACUCUGGAAAAAUUGAGCUUGUAAGUUUAAAUCCUGAUCCACAAACUACAACUCAAGUCAUCAAUCUUUCACUACAUGAUCAGACUGAGUAUACUAAAGACGGCGCCCUUUCGUGGUCAGGAAUCACUUGUCGGAGAUCACAUGACCUGCUACGACGGCAGGACAGCAGCCACUCACAAGCCAGCAAGUUGACGCCUGUCACGACAGUUGCCAUGGAAAGUUAUGACUUCUGUUUGGAGUCGCGACAAUUGACACUGGUGCCUGGAAAAAAUACAGUUAGAUUACGAUUAAAAACUGAUGCAGCUGGCACUUUCAAGCUGAUGCAGUUUCGCUUAAAUUUGCACAAAACUUAUUUUGUUUUACCACAUUUUUACCCAAUAAUAAACUACCACGUCACGAACACUAAACCUACUGUUGCUUUUGAACAAGAAAAAAGUUUAAUUUUUGGAGCAGUUCAAAACUUCACUGUGAGAUUAACCAUGGGCGACUAUGACAUCAUAGAAGCGGAUUGUUUAAAACCAUUAGCUGUUACAACACCACCAAGUGUCCAGUUACUGAGCAUUAUAACAUGCACUGUCCAAGAAAAAGAUUACGAAAUUCAAAAUGUCACCCCAUGCCCAAAACUUGUGCUCGACAGCGAGAAUUUCCUUCUUCCAAUCCCUAUAGCUACUGCCCAGUCAAUUGUAACGUACCACAUAUCUUGUAUCUGCCAUGUAGACCCAAUUACCUUUACUCUUGACUGCAAGAAGACCCACCGUCGUACCCACAGUGCCCCCCCAGUAACGAUAUCCAGGUCCCCUAAAUCUGCCCCAAGACACCAAACAAUCUUAGAACUGCCUUCCCCUACAGCAGAAAACCACUAUGACAUCACAACAGAACAAACAGACAGUAUCUGUGACAUCACAACACAAAAACCUGUCACUCUAAACGGUUCAAGCGAAAACGAAAAACACGAAAACCAAAAAAACGCGAAUAACAUUCACCAAAAUGGCAAUAUUACACUUUUAGACCCUGGGGUAAAAGAAAAUUCCUCUAAAACCCCUGAAAUAACCACCCCAAAGCCUCGCUUAUCAUUACGUAGUCCUUUUUCACGACGCAAAAAGAAAACUCCCGAGCCAGACUUGAAACCAGCGGAAAAAAUGGAAUCUGAAAAUGACAUUACAAUAACGCCAUCUUUUCGUAUUAAUGGAGACUUAAUAGAGGUUACCCUUGAUGACGACUCUGCUGCCUCUAGUGAGGGGUUUGUUACUUUACCGAGUAUAACGGACGUAAAGUUGGGAACACCGUAUGAAUCUAUGGAAUCUGAAAGCUCCGGUUCAAAUUCUGACCUGGAGCUUGAUAGAAAACCACCUUUACCAAAUAAGAAGCUAAUCCGUCACUUUCCUUCCAAAUCUGAUGCGGGUGUUGUGCAACUACAUCAUAAUUCCAACCACAAUAGGGAAGCAACGAGAUACAUUACGACACGCACGUUCGACGUAACUUUACCAUGGAAAGAAGUUCCACCCAAAAAUUUAUCGUUACAUUUCGUUCGUUGUUUGGAGUUCACUCACGCCUGGCAUUUCUUCGCCAAUGAAAAUCGAAUGCUGUCAGUCACUGUUGAUAAUGUGACAUCACAAACAAUAUUAUUACGAGACGCUCGAUUACGAUUUGUCAACGCAAGUCACAUGGGUGUGGUGCAAGUCUCCUCUUCAUCGGAAAAAAAAAUUAAACCAAACAGUAACAUAGUAUAUUGUUGGCGUGUGUCUACUACCAAAUCCAUGCCCUUGCGAUUACAUGCGCAGUUUGAUAUUGACGUUGUUUCACAAGAUAUUACGAAUCAAGUUAUUACAUCUACUGCAACUUAUAAGUUUGAGUUAGAAAAUAUACAGCCAGUUUACAAUGUAACUUGCAUCACUGGUAACGGUUCUUUACGUAGCGGGGAAAUGACGUCAUUACGUAUUGACGUACGUCGUGUACGUGUUGAUUCGGAACAUGAAACGACAAAAAACGGACAACAGCUUCUUAUGUUUCAAGUUGUUGACAACCGAGGUCGUUGGGCAGUUUGUGGUAAAAGCAGUGGUGUCAUUAGCCUUCCCACUUCCAAUGCAAUUCAUUGCGAAAACCAAGUUGAAGCCAUGGGUUCGGCAACACUGGAAGUAAUGCCUCUUAUAUCAGGAAACUUACAUUUGCCGUUUGUGAUUCUUAAUCGUUACAUGAAACGACGGUCAAGCGAAUUUGACGAAAGAUUGAGCAGCACUGACAGCCCUGUACUUAAACCACCUCGACUACGACCGUUUGAACAGGGUGAGGUACUGUAUCUUGAUCAGGCGCGUCAGGUGCGGGUAUUUCCCCAUGAUUACGUCAUCGACGAGAAGCGCGUCACUCAGCUGUGACGUCACGUUUUGAUGACGUCAUAGGACGAUGUUUUUACGAGUUGCAGCAUUGCGUAGUUAGUUUUAUUUUAUAUGGGUUGUCCCCGGUUGUCUGGUUACGUCACACCGUGACGUCACAUGAUUAUUUAAUUCUACUUUAUCAAGAUCAAAAUUUGUUUUUUUUUUAUUAAAUUAAUUUAAAAUUUUGUUUUUUAAGUGUAUGCCUUCGGUUACGUUAAGUUCGUGCGUAGUUUUACAUAACGUAACUCUGCCAGGAUUUUGUUACGUAUAUGUUACUACCAAUUAAAGUGCAAUUAGGGAUUUAUAGCCCUGUGGUUCGUGCAAACUUAGUAUACACACAUGCAUGCGUAUAGUUGUUCAAUGCGUCAAAAUAGUGUCGAUAUUUUUUUCGCGGCAAUGUCAUAUUUUAAUGCCAUUUAUCUUUCAAAGACGGUCUGCCAUUUUGGGAUUUUUUGUCCACAUACGGUUAAAAUAUGUUUAUUAAUGUUCAAUUUUUUUCCUUGUGAUACAGUUUCAUAACCUGUACGUUUUCUUUUAAAAAAAAGGAUCUUUUUCUGUCGUUUUUUUCACCAUUUUUUUACUCUUACUUGCAAAAAAACGGCGUCUUUGCGUAUUUUGCGUUAAAUUAUGUCCAAGUAUUUAUUAUUACACAUUUCUAACAAGGUUA